UUGUUCUGGGAACGAUCCCUCCUCCUGUUCACUGCCCGCUCCCCACCAGCUGGGCUGCAGCACCCCUGGCAGCUCCGCCGGAGACUUCAAACCCAGCGCUGCCUCAGCUGUGAGCACGCAGCAUCCCUGCAGCACCAUGUGCCUGGGGCUUUGCCUCCUUCUGGGGCUGCUCAUCCUCGGGACAGAGCCGGGCACUGCACCAGGCGAGGAAGGCGCCCACCCCGGCGUCUGCCCCCCACCCUCAUCUCAGCCUCAGCACGUGCCGUGUCCCAACGCCUGCGAUAACGACAGAGGGUGCCUGCAGGACCAGAAGUGCUGCUUCACCGCCUGCGGCUUCGGCUGCGUGACACCGCUGAGGAAUGGCAGCAGCGACCUCCCCCCACCCGGAGACGUGGACUGGAGCCUCAGCCAGGCCGAGGACUCGCACCAGGGGGAGCUGCAAAAACCAGGGCUGUGUCCCCGGGACUUCACGCGCUGCCUCCACCAGGAGCCCCCUCUCUGCACCAACGACUCAGUGUGCCCUGGCUGGCUCAAGUGCUGUUCCCACGAGUGCCGCCUCCGCUGCACACCCCCGGCAGAAGAGAAGCCCGGUGCCUGCCCCGCAGCAGCCCCGGAGGGGCUCUUUUACCCCUGCUCCUUCCGGUGCCAGGAGGACAAGGACUGCCUGGGCAGCCAGAAGUGCUGCCCGCUGGGCUGUGGCUCAGCCUGCGUGGAGCCGGCACAGGACAUCUGCCACCUCCCCGCCGUGCCGGGGCCCUGCGGCGGCCACGAGCUGAGCUUCUUCUACAACGUCACCUCUGGACGCUGCGAGACGUUCCCCUACAGCGGCUGCGGGGGCAACGCCAACCGCUUCGGGACGCGGGCAGCGUGCCGCCGGGCGUGCCUGGGCCAUGAGAAACCUAAAGCCGGGGAGUGCCCCGCGGUGCUGCCAGAGCUGGAGGGGCCAUGCCGGGAGGAGUGCGACGGUGACAGCGACUGCCCCAAAGCGCUGAAGUGCUGUAACAGCAGCUGCGGCCUCCAGUGCCUGCCCGCAGUGCCAGCCCGGAAGGAUGGCUUCUGCCCAGCCAGCGCCGGGCUGUUCCCCAGCUACGACUGCAGAGAGUGGUGCCGGUACGACGCCGACUGCCCUGGCGAGGAGAGGUGCUGCCUGCGGGGCUGCGACUACGUGUGCCUGCGCCCGGCCCAAGAGAAACCGGGAAUCUGCCCCCUGAGCGAGCAGGCAGCGGGGUCCCAGUGCCAGGCCCCCUGUGCAGGAGACGAGCAGUGCCCAGGGAAUGAGAAGUGCUGCAGCAGCCGAUGCGGCCGUGUCUGCGUGGCCCCGGAGCCAGACAAACCUGGCCGGUGUCCAAAGGUGAGGCCGCAGCUGACAUCAGAGCCGUGCACGGAGGAUGAUGCCUGCCUCCACGACCGGGACUGCCCCCGGCAGGAGAAGUGCUGCUUCUCCGGCUGCGCCAUGCGCUGCUCCCGCCCGGCCAGAGAGCACCCCGGGCAGUGCCCCCGGGCAGAGCCGUGCUGGGACCCCCGGCGCCGACGCAGGAACCAGUGCCUAGAUGACAGCGUGUGCGGGCGGGAUGAGAAGUGCUGCAACACAGGCUGCGCCUGGGCCUGCGUGGCUGUGCCCAGAGAGAGCGGCGGUGGUGCCUCCGGACAAUGCACAGAGGAGUGUGAGACUGACACACAGUGCCCCCAGGGACAGCGGUGCACCCACACAGGCUGUAGCCGUGUCUGCAUGGAAAUCCCUGGAGGGAGAGUGGGAGUGUGCCCCAUCCCCAGGGAUGCCGGGACGUGCUUGGACCUGUGCAGCUUCGACGAGGAAUGUCCCUGGGGCCAGAAGUGCUGCAGCAACGGCUGUGGCCACAUCUGCAUGCCCGUUUCUCUCGAAGAGCGUGAUGUUGCCGUUGUGCCACAGCACAGUGCCGGCCGGUGCUCAGAGCAAUGUGAUGCCGACUCACAGUGCCCCCGGGGACAGAGAUGCACCCGCACCAGCUGCGGCCGUGUCUGCACAGACGUGCCCAGAGGAAAGGAAGGAGCGUGCCCCAUCCCCAGGGGCAGCGGGACAUGCUUGGAUCUGUGCAGCUCCAGCAAGGAGUGUCCCCAGGGCCAGAAGUGCUGCAGCAAUGGCUGUGGCCACGUCUGCACUUGGAUACCUGAUGCCGCCGUAAAUGAACUCCUCGCACUGCUGGCUGGACGCGUUGUAGAAGAAGCGGAUGAAGAGCGCCUUGCAGUUCCCGCAGACCGAGGGCAGGUAGCAGAAGUCUGCGUGGUCCCAAGGGCUGAGGCACGUGUGGGGCUGGGACAGACCGUGCAGAAAGGGGGAGCAGGAGGAGGAGGAGGAGGAGGCAGGCUCGCUGCGCCAUGGUGCCCAAGGCUGCCGGCUCUGCACCCCAGGGAAGUCAAGGGAGAGGAAAACUCUGCGGGGAGAAGCAGGAAAGUUGGACCCGGGUGGGGUCCAGAGGGAGGUGCCACCCACCUGCCUGCCUCUGCCCCACUGCAGCUUUCAGUAACUUUCCCCCAGAUCUCAGUGGACUGAGACCCCAGCAGUGUCUGGGCACAGGACACCAGGGACGUGGCACAAGCUGGACACGUGGCUGGGAUGGGAUGGACCACACCUCCCCACCACUGCAGCUCAGUGACCCCUCCACGCCUCUCCCGCCGUCCUGAGCUGUCCAGGAAAUUCCCCAGUUGCACAGAACCUUCCAGCCCCACACCCAGCAGGAGGGCAGGGCCACAGAGCCAAAAUCCACCGGGCUACAUUUUUCCUCCACUAUCUCUCUGUGGUAUCUCAGUUACCUGUGGGGUCAUUACAACCACUGACAUCGUAUUCCAGAAUGGCCCUCGCUGUCCCAGGGGGGUCAGAGCAGGGGAUGUUGGGGCUCGCAGCAGCGGGGGGCUGUGGGCAGGGAGAAGCAGGGGCACCAUGCAGGGGAAUGCCCAGUGCUGUGGAGCUGCACAGACAGCCCCGUCCUGCCCUGCCCCAGGGACACGCAACCUGACUCACAGCAGUGCCAGGCAGACCUCCGCCUCGGCAGAAAUAGUGACCUGGCCAGCCCAGGGAGCACCCAGGAAUGUGGCACCUCCCAGGGCGGUGGGAACUGUUCUGGGCUGUGCCACCCUGGGCAUGGCAGGGCAGAGCCGAGGGCAGAGCGGGUGCUGCAGUGCAGCAACGCCUGCUGGCCCCGCACAGAGCCCAUAGGCACCAACUCUCCUUGGUCUCACAAGCAGGGAGGGACUGUCCCCACGGCCCACCCUGGGCAGGGGCAGUGUCAUUGCUCCCAGCUGUUCCCUUUCCCAUUGCUUCCAGCUCCACCAGCUGCUGGUAAGCGCAGGGUGCCGCAUGCAGGCAGCUCAGACCUCACACACACACACAGACACGUGUGUGCACGGUUCAUUGGGCACACAGCACAUUCGCAGCUAGGGCUGUGCACACGCAUGUAUGCACUUACAGAGCCUGACUUGCGCACUCACACGCACGUGCACGUGCCCAGCUGGCAGCACACACACGCACACACGUGCCAGCAGCCUGCACAGCCUGCCCUGCCUGCACAGCCUGCCGCAGCUCUCCUGCCUCCAGCACUGGGAAGCCCCAGCACUGCUAUGCCCACGCCUGGUGUCCUGCACAUGGUGGAGCAGCAGCUCCCAGGACAGCACGGCUGCAGUGCUUGGGGGCUUCAGUGGGAAGUGCCAGGGCCAGAGCUGUCACUCCAGGGCUCAGGGUGCAGGCAGAGCUGAGCGGUGGCUGAGGGUGGAACAGGAGGUGAGAGGUGGCUCCAGCGCAGUGUAACGGGCACUCAGGCACCCAUCCUGGCUUCCCACACGGCCUCCACUCCCCAUCCUUAGCACCAGGACCCUCAGGCACCCCAGGGUGUGGGGCUGGUGGCCACCAGCUGAGCUUAGCUCCUAGCCACAGAGCCAGGCUUGGGCAGAACAGGGCUGUGGACCAUGUCCGGUCACAGGACGUCCCUCAGGAGUCAGCAAUUGUUCCCGGCGGCAGAACAAUGCCCGGAGAGCUGCCAGGGCACCACGGGCUGCUCCACACCGCUUGGCCCAGGAGCCUCCCUCCACCUGCCCUGCAGUGCUCCCCAGGUGGGAGCCCCCAGCCCCCGCUGCUCACCUGGCCCCGUACUCACCCCUGGCAGUUCUGGGUGCUGCAUCACAUCGUGGAGCAGCUCAGCUCUCAGGGCUGCUCAGAGCCCAAGGCAAUGCAGCCACCCCUUAUCCGCCACCUCCAUGCUCCCUGCACCCUGUGUCCAGCAGCACCAACCCCUGGAGGGAGGGGACACAGGGGUCACGCUCGGAUGAAGCUGGGGCAGGGACACGGUCACUGCCACCAGCCUCUGUCCUUGGGAGGAUUUAAAGCCCUGCCUGUACUUGGUCUGGCCCCAACCCUGCCAUCCCUGCAUCAUGCGGGUGCUGUCGCUGCUGUUGCUGCUGGUGCUCUGCUGCCUCUGGGCCCGGCUGGUGGCUGCAGGGUUCACCUAGCUCCUGCUUGGACCUGGACCAACGACCCCACUUGUGCAGUCUCGUGCCAGAUAGCCGGACAGCUGGACAUGGACUCAUCCAUCGACUGCAGAGCGACCACCCAUCAUCCCCCACCCCACAUCCAUCCCUCCACCUUCAGCUCAGAACUGGAGAUGGCGGUCUUUGUGCUUCUUCCUUGCCAUUAAAUCCCAUCUGCAAUGA
Molecule: messenger RNA, 4680 nt
Organism: Numida meleagris (helmeted guineafowl)
Lineage: Eukaryota; Metazoa; Chordata; Aves; Galliformes; Numididae
Product: papilin-like
Exons: 18
Coding region: 137-2530 (797 amino acids)
Biological process (GO): innate immune response; antibacterial humoral response
Cellular component (GO): extracellular region
Molecular function (GO): serine-type endopeptidase inhibitor activity
Source: RefSeq, a predicted model, not a curated record